This is a messenger RNA of Hemiscyllium ocellatum (epaulette shark), 1068 nucleotides long. Its product is annotated as 2-Hydroxyacid oxidase 2-like. The transcript has 7 exons. The record is from RefSeq and is a predicted model, not a curated record. Lineage: Eukaryota; Metazoa; Chordata; Chondrichthyes; Orectolobiformes; Hemiscylliidae. The coding region runs from base 1 to 1068 and encodes 355 amino acids. Gene Ontology annotation, molecular function: FMN binding; oxidoreductase activity.
AUGUCUAUGAUUUGCUUGGAUGACUUUGAGGCCUAUGCUGAACGUUUCCUCCCUUCAGCAGUGUGGGAUUUCUAUGCUGGAGGUGCAGAUGACUGUGAAUCAAGAGACAGGAACCUGCUAGCCUUUAAAAGGAUACAACUACGCCCUCGAGUCCUAAGAGAUGUUUCAGCAAUAGACAUGAGAACCACUAUUCAGGGCACUGGGAUUAGCUUUCCUGUAGGGAUUGCUCCAACUGGCAUUCCCAGUAUGGCCUGGCCUGAUGGGGAAAUCUGUAUUGCCAAAGCUGCCGAUGCCAUGAAGACAUGUUAUAUUGCCAGUACAUACGCAACGUGCUCCCCGGAGGAUAUUGUCGCAGUCUCCUCAGGCUGCUGCUGGUUUCAGCUCUAUGUUUUCAAAAGGCGUGAUGUUACUGAGAGGCUAGUGCAACGGAUCAAGAGCCUGGGAUACAAGGCUCUUGUGGUGACAGUUGACGCGCCUUACAUUGGCAAGAGAAGAAAAGACACAGUGAAUGACUUCAAGAUACCUGACCAUUUAAAAUUGAAGAACUUUGAAAUAUUUAAGAACGACCAAGAUCGUAACAACAAUCUUCCUCUGUACAACGACGUCUUGGAUCCAGCAAUAACCUGGUCAGAUAUCCAAUGGCUACGAUCUCAGACUGAUCUCCCAAUCAUUCUGAAGGGCAUCCUGACAAAAGAGGAUGCUGAGCUUGCGGUUAGGCACGGUGUCCAAGGAAUCAUUGUGUCCAAUCAUGGAGGAAGACAGCUUGAUGGAGUUUCGGCAACUAUUGAAGUGCUGCCAGAGAUUGUUGAAGCCGUGAGGAACCGUGUUGAAGUUUAUGUGGAUGGUGGAAUUCGAAGAGGAACUGAUGUCCUGAAAGCUUUAGCGCUUGGUGCCAAGUGUGCUUUCAUCGGCCGACCAGUGAUUUGGGGAUUAAGCUACAAGGGUGAAGAAGGAGUUAAACGUGUGCUUCAAAUAUUAAAAAGCGAGCUUCAUACAGCAAUAGCUCUAUCUGGAUACAAAACUCUGUCUGAGAUUGACAGGACACUGGUGAAAUUUGCAAAGCUGUAG